Messenger RNA from Chroicocephalus ridibundus (black-headed gull), 2235 nucleotides. RefSeq names its product kinesin heavy chain-like. Gene Ontology annotation, cellular component: microtubule. Gene Ontology annotation, biological process: microtubule-based movement; mitotic cell cycle. Gene Ontology annotation, molecular function: microtubule motor activity; microtubule binding; ATP binding. The record is from RefSeq and is a predicted model, not a curated record. NCBI's taxonomy places the organism in Eukaryota, Metazoa, Chordata, Aves, Charadriiformes, Laridae.
UGGUGACAGCAGCGCGGUCACUGGAGCAGGGGCAGCAGGAGCGCUGCGGAGCAUCUCCCCCCCCCGCCGGCGCCGCCCUCCCGCCCGCAUCCUGCAUCCCUGGGCAGCAUCCUGCAUCCCUGGGUACCACUCAGCAUCUCUGGGCAGCAUCCUGCAUCCCUGAGCAGCAUCCUGCAGCCCCGGGCAGCAUCCUGCAUCCCUGGCUACCACUGAGCAUCUUUGGGUACCACUCAACAUCUCUGGGUACCACCCGGCAUCCCUGGGCAGCAUCCUGCAUCUCUGGGUACCACUGAGCAUCCCUGGGUACCACUCAGCAUCGCUGGGCAGCAUCCUGCAUCCCUGGGUACCACUCAGCAUCCCUGGGCAGCAUCCUGCAUCCCUGGGUACCACUUAACCUUUAGGUUGUAACCCGCAUCCCUGGGUACCACCAACGUCCCCGGGUGACACCCCACACCCUUGGGUACCAGCAGCACCCUUGGGCCCCCCAAAACUCUUCUCGGCGUCCCCCCCCCGCGCCCCCGCCCUGCCAUGGCCGAGCCCAGCACCGAGUGCAGCAUCAAGGUCCUGUGCCGGUUCCGGCCCCUCAACCAGGCGGAGAUUCUGCGGGGGGACAAAUUCCUGCCCGUCUUCCAGGGCGACGACAGCGUGGUGGUGGGGGGCAAGCCCUACGUCUUCGACCGCGUCUUCCCCCCCAACACCACCCAGGAGCAGGUCUACCAUGCCUGCGCCAUGCAGAUCGUCAAGGACGUGCUGGCCGGGUACAAUGGCACCAUCUUUGCCUACGGGCAGACGUCGUCGGGCAAGACCCACACCAUGGAGGGCAAACUGCACGACCCCCAGCAGAUGGGCAUCAUCCCGCGCAUCGCCCAGGACAUCUUCAACCACAUCUACUCCAUGGACGAGAACCUCGAGUUCCACAUCAAGGUUUCUUACUUUGAAAUUUAUCUGGACAAGAUCCGGGACCUGCUGGACAUGACCAAGACCAACCUGUCGGUGCACGAGGACAAGAACCGGGUUCCCUACGUCAAGGGCUGCACCGAGCGCUUCGUCUCCAGCCCUGAGGAGAUCCUGGAUGUGAUCGACGAAGGGAAAUCCAACCGGCACGUGGCUGUCACCAACAUGAAUGAACACAGCUCCCGCAGCCACAGCAUCUUCCUCAUCAACAUCAAGCAGGAGAACGUGGAGACGGAGCAGAAGCUCAGCGGGAAGCUCUACCUGGUCGACCUGGCCGGGAGCGAGAAGGUCAGCAAGACGGGGGCUGAGGGGGCCGUGCUGGACGAGGCCAAGAACAUCAACAAGUCGCUGUCGGCACUGGGCAAUGUCAUCUCGGCCCUGGCCGAGGGCACGAAGGCCUAUGUGCCCUACCGGGACAGCAAGAUGACGCGGAUCCUGCAGGACUCGCUGGGGGGGAACUGCCGCACCACCAUGUUCAUCUGCUGCUCCCCCUCCAGCUACAACGAUGCCGAGACCAAGUCCACCCUCAUGUUCGGGCAGAGGGCCAAGACCAUCAAGAACACGGCGUCGGUGAACCUGGAGCUGACGGCGGAGCAGUGGAAGAAGAAGUACGAGAAGGAGAAGGAGAAGAACAAGGCACUGAAGGAGACCAUCUCCAAGCUGGAGGCCGAGCUGAGCCGCUGGCGUAGCGGGGAGGCCGUGCCCGAAACGGAGCAGCUCAGCGGGGCCGAAGCGGAGGCCGGACCGGGCGAGGGGCCGGGGACGGGCCCCCCCGGCGACACCCCCCUCAACGACAACAGCUCCUCCAUCGUCAUCCACAUCUCGGAUGAGGAGCGUCGCAAAUACGAGGAGGAGAUCCGCAAGCUCUACAAGCAGCUGGAUGACAAGGACGACGAGAUCAACCAGCAAAGCCAAAUCAUGGAGAAGCUCAAGCAGCAGAUGCUGGACCAGGAGGAGGUGCUGGCGGCAGCGCGGGGCGGCGGGGAGGCGGCACCGGAGUUGGCGGCGCUUCGUGCCGAGCACGGGGCGGCGCGUGCCGAGGUGGCGGAGGUGCUGCGGGCGCUGGAGGAACUGGCCCGCAGCUACGACCGCAAGGCGCAGGAGGCCGAGGACACCGGCCGCCACAACCGCCGCCUGGCCGACGAGCUGGCCCGCACCGAGGUGACCCCCCGGGCACCCCCGGCUGGGACCCCCUGGCAGGCACCCAACCGGGAUUCCCAAUGGGACCCCAGUGGGAACGGCAAUGGGCACUGGGAGCCACGCUAGACCCCACUGGGAGCC